CCACAGUCUCAAAUCGUCGGACAGUAGAAAAUAGCUCGACUGGACAAAACGCCCACCACCGCAGUGCUGUAAGUUCGCUGCGCUCGGGAGGAAACAGCAAGAACACCAAGUAGUUUUUAACCCAACUACAUCUUAGUUUGAAUUGCAGUGGCGGUAAGAAGAUGUCAGCAGUUUAUAAAGAUGACCAGGAAGACUGGCUGACGGUGUGUCUGAAGUACCUGCUUUUUGUUUUCAACUUUCUCUUUUGGAUGGGUGGAGCUGCUGUCUUGGGUGUUGGAGUCUGGACAGUGGUGGAGAAGAGUGACUACUUGAGUCUGCUGGCUUCCAGCACCUUUGCUGUCUCGGCAUAUAUCCUCAUCCUGGCUGGCAGCCUAGUGGUGGUUACUGGUUUCCUCGGCUGCUGUGCUGUCAUCCGGGAGCAGAGAAGUUGUCUGUCUACGUAUUUCUUCUUCCUGCUGUUGAUCUUCUUGAUUGAACUGGUGGCUGGAGUUCUGGCUUACGUGUACUACCAGAGGCUGAGCGAGGAGCUAAAGCAGCACCUGAACCAGACAAUGACUGAGAAUUAUGCCCAACCAGGAAAGGAGACGAUUACAUCUGCAGUGGACAGACUACAACAAGAUUUCAAGUGCUGUGGCAGCAACAACUUCCAGGAUUGGCGGCAGAGUGUGUUCGUUUUGUCAACACAGGCAGAAAACCGAGUGGUGCCUGACAGCUGCUGUAAAACAAUCACUCUGCUGUGCGGCAAGAGAGACCACCCCUCCAACAUCUACAAGGUGGAGGGGGGUUGCAUCAGUAAGCUGGAGCAGUUUCUCGCAGAUCAUCUACUGGUCAUUGGUGCAGUGGGGAUCGGAGUGGCCUGUCUUCAGAUCUGUGGGAUGGUUUUCACCUGCUUCUUGUACAGAAGGAUCAAGAUGGACCCUUACUGAGCCCCACCUGGCACCCAAUAAACCGCCUUCAACAUGCAGAUGGAGCACAGACCUCUGGAUUGGGUUGAUAAUCCAAGACAAGGGCACAUAUACUCAAACACAAACACUACUCGUGUACUCCUAAUACUCCUAAACUCACAAUAAUAUACUCAUAAACGCAUUCUCUACUCAUCAUCAUUACAA
Molecule: messenger RNA, 1109 nt
Organism: Nematolebias whitei (Rio pearlfish)
Lineage: Eukaryota; Metazoa; Chordata; Actinopteri; Cyprinodontiformes; Rivulidae
Gene: tspan11
Product: tetraspanin 11
Exons: 8
Coding region: 162-926 (254 amino acids)
Cellular component (GO): membrane
Source: RefSeq, a predicted model, not a curated record